AUGCGCGGCAAUGCGGAGAAGAUAGACGAGGUGGCAGACGUUCCCGGUGCGAGCAAUGUAAAGUAUAUUCUUCGUGGCGCAAAAACCCUGAGACUGAUCGUCAACUUGGACUCUAAGCGAGACAGUCACAGGGUGGCGAUAGCCCGCGGCGCCCCCAUUGAAGACCUUCCGGUGACGCUAGACCUUAACGUGAUCUCCUUCUCCGAAAUGAAGGACGCAAAGUUUCUGGAACUGGAAGGGGCGCUGAAGGAAUUGACCAAUGCGGGCCCCAACACCAAGUGGGCCGUGGAUCGAAGGUUACUGAUUUUGGCGAUUGACUUGUCGGAGGGGCCAAAAAUGAGCAGCGAGCACGCGCCAGGGACGAAGUUCGAACUCGCCUCCAUCAAGGCGAAUUCGCAGCUAGGCACAUCGGGUUUUCGUGUAAAAAUGAAACUCCACUCCGUUGGGGGUGGAACAUGGCCGUUACUGCUGUCGCCACGGAGUCUGGCCAAUGUGACGGAUGAAGCUUCCCCUGCGAGCGCCGUUGCGAGAAGGUUGGAUUUCAGUCCGCCUGUCUCGCUGCCAAGACUGAUGGAUUCACGUGGGGCGCAGUCUGACGUCGUGGAGCUUGACGAAUGCAUCACGUUGGAUCUGUCAAGGUUGCCUGUCGUGCGGUUGCGUCUCAAUGUCGAGGGCAAGUGUGGCCAGAUAGUCGGCUUCACUGGAGACAUUCUCUCGGGACUCGGCAUUAGUUUGAAGGUGCAGAUUUAUAGGAAGGCGGACUCGCCAGUACGCGCGCGUCGCCCGGGGAAAAAGGAGAACGUAAACGUCUACAAGGAGGAAUGGCCCACAGGAGAGAGCCUCCUCGUGGUAGAGUUUGACUCCUCCAAAGGGAGUCUCGACCCAGAUGGAAAACCCAGACGCAAUAUUAGCAACGCCACUCGUCUCAUCGUAGAUGAGCAGUACAUUGUGGAUUUCACGGCCACCGCCCCCAUUGAAGUUUUGCCAACAUUCCCAGAGGUAUUUCAGAGUGUGAUCAACUAUAUUAGCUCGACAGACACCCCUUUGCCCUCCUUGAAUAUGCCGGCCGUGCGGGAGGCGGUCGCAAGGCAUUUUCCAAGGUGCAGCAUGUCGAGAGAAUUGAAGACGCUUGUUUGGGAAGCCGUGCGCUGGUACAUUAUUAACGAAUAUAUGUCCCACGAACACUACGAGGCAGGGAUUUCCCCACCGGCUAUAGGUGCGGUGUAG
Messenger RNA from Trypanosoma conorhini, 1227 nucleotides. RefSeq lists its product as uncharacterized. NCBI's taxonomy places the organism in Eukaryota, Euglenozoa, Kinetoplastea, Trypanosomatida, Trypanosomatidae. The transcript has a single exon. The coding region runs from base 1 to 1227 and encodes 408 amino acids. The record is from RefSeq and is a predicted model, not a curated record.